AGCAAAGAAACGAAAAAGAUGACUGGAAAACGGGAAAUGGUCGGUUUACUGAUACUUUCACCUCUGUUCCACUUAUCAGUAAUGGUUAGUAUCAAAAUAUGUCUUGGGUCACUAUCCACGAUGAAAUACACUUCAUCAUGUCCUAAAAAUGAAGCAGAAUGGAGAUCUCGAGCUACAGAAUUUGGCUGCCAAAAUGUUCUUCAAAAUUGUACAUCUAAAGAAAAAUUCAAGUACCAUUGCGUAUUAAAUGUUUGGGGCAAUGCCACGACUGAAAUGUGUGCUGAGGAAAUAAUUAUUGUCGGUCGAAAGUGUGCAGAAUUUUCGCAUGGAGGUGGUUUUCUACAAGAACAUUAUGAACACGACUGUAACGAAUGCCCGUAUCACCUCAAUUCCAGUCAAAGUUUUCUUUAUCAAGAAUGUUUCAAAUUUAACAACCUGAUUAAAGACACGAAUGCGACUGCAGUGAGUAAGAAGUUUAAUGGGUCUACCUCACCAGAUUCAUCUUUUGUUCAGGUUGCUGUGUGUGUGAUUGUUGUCAUUGUUCUAGUGUCUGCAGUAAUCUUGUCAAUAAUAUUUUGGCGGAAAAAGAAAUUUCAUUGCCCAAAAAAAUUUUUCACUUCUGUGAGUAGAGACACUAAAAAGAAUAUUUUAAAAAUCAGAGAGUCACCUAAAAAACUAAUGAUCCAGACAAGAGAACUCAUAAAUGAAGUCAUUCCAUCACACAAGCGUGAUUUGAUGAAAGACUUCAAAGAUCUGCCAUUGGCUUAGACCUCAGGCGGGAAAUUCCUUGGUUGAAGAUUACAAAAUGUUUAUUCCGGCGUAUUCAUGUGUGAUUAACUUUUUCACUACUCAAUACGUUUAUGUGUAGAAGACACUAACGAAUCAGAAAGAUUGAGACUAAGAAUUUAGGGUAAUAAUCAUUACAAGAAAUUUCAUACACAAGUGUACAUUCAUUACUAAUCCCUCCACACGAUUAUAUUCCAUUGGCGUCGGAAGGAAAUUGAAAGUGGGGGGGGGGGGGGGGAGCUAA
This is a messenger RNA of Saccostrea cuccullata (small rock oyster), 1030 nucleotides long. RefSeq lists its product as uncharacterized. The transcript is spliced from 7 exons. The coding region runs from base 19 to 768 and encodes 249 amino acids. NCBI's taxonomy places the organism in Eukaryota, Metazoa, Mollusca, Bivalvia, Ostreida, Ostreidae. The record is from RefSeq and is a predicted model, not a curated record.